AUGAAUACCAAAUCUGUCCUUGACCUGGUGGAUCAACUCGCAGAUGACCUGGAAGAUCUGGAAGAGACUCUUGAGCCCCUCCUCGUGAACUCUCUAAUUACCACCACCAAGAAGUUGCCUCUGCUUGAUCGUGCAAAACUCAACGUCCUGCUAGUCUAUGCCAUCGAGUCCUUGAUAUUCUCGCACCUCAGGCUUCAUGGUGUCCAAGCCAAGGAACAUCCAGUCUUUCGCGAAUUGUCCAGGGUCAAGCAGUACUUCGAAAAAAUAAAAGAAGCUGAAGCUGAACCCACCAAGUCUCAACCGCAUCUCGUCCUCGACAAGAAGGCUGCAGGCAGAUUUAUCAAGCAUGCCUUGGCCGGUAACGACCAGUACGACCUUGAGCGUAGGGAGCGAGAGGCCCGUGAGAAAUUGCUUGCAAAGAGGAAGCUCAAGAGCCUUGAAGCGAUCAUGAAAGAGAAGGCUGAGGCCAGCGCCCAAGAAGACGCCGAAGCUGAAGCAACCGCACUAGCUGCUGCUCAAGAGGCUGCUCAAUUGAUCGCAAUGGAUUUGGAAGAAGGGGAGAUUUCGGAUCAAGACAUCUCCUCAUCAGUAUCUUCUGAUUCUGGUGAUGAGGGGGUAUUGGGCACCACAACUGAGUUACGCAGCUCUUCCACAUCCGAUCUGAUUCCGCCCGAACCUCACACGUUUGACCAAGAGCAGCAAUCUCUCUCAGGUCAAUCAGCGCCUCUCUCCCCUGCCCUUGAUACUGGAAAGAGGGGCAAGAAGCGCAAACACUCAACUUCAACAGGCUCUCAAACCCUAAAACAAGCGAAAGCAACGGCCAAGAAGCAACGAAAACAAGCCAGAAAGGCCAGCAUGGCAGGAUCGAGCAAGAGUCAACCAGCUCCCAAGGCGAAGAAGCCCAAGAAACCUAAGAAGGCCAAAAAAACAAAGGUUGGCACCCAGAACGGUUGA
Exophiala aquamarina CBS 119918 is the source of this 954-nucleotide messenger RNA. RefSeq lists its product as uncharacterized. Lineage: Eukaryota; Fungi; Ascomycota; Eurotiomycetes; Chaetothyriales; Herpotrichiellaceae. Gene Ontology annotation, biological process: regulation of gene expression; maturation of 5.8S rRNA. The transcript has 3 exons. The record is from RefSeq and is a predicted model, not a curated record. Gene Ontology annotation, molecular function: RNA binding; DNA binding. Gene Ontology annotation, cellular component: nucleolus; exosome (RNase complex). The coding region runs from base 1 to 954 and encodes 317 amino acids.